AUGAACAUCUUGAGCAGAUCCGACAUUUUCUGGUAUUAUAUUUUAGGCUACAAUUGGCAAGACCGUCCUACUGAAGAACAUUGUCAACGUUCUAGAAGACGUGGAAGGCAUGAAAGAAGUCCCACUGGAGAGGAACCUUAUGAAUGUAAUAAAAGUGAUAAAGCCUUUGCAUAUCACCAUUAUCCUCAGUGGCAUGAAAGAAUUCAUACUGGAGAGAAACCCUAUGAAGUUAUUCAGUAUGGUGAAGACUUUGUAUAUCGCAGUAGUCUCCAAAUAUACAAAAGAAUAGCUAUUGGAGAGAAACCUUAUGAAUGUAAUCAGUGUGGGAAAGCAUUUACAUAUCACAGUCAACUUCGAAGACAUAAAAGAACACAUACCGGGGAGAAACCCUACAAAUGCAAUCAAUGUGAUAAAGCCUUUUCACAAAAUGGUCAUCUCAUAAUACAUAAAAGAACACAUACUGGAGAGAAACCCUAUGAAUGCAAUCAAUGUGGGAAAGCCUUUACAGAUCAAAGUCAACUUCGAAUACAUAAACGAGCACAUACUGGAGAGAAGCCCUACAAAUGCAAUCAAUGUGAUAAAGCCUUUUUGCAAAACAUUAAUCUCAGAAUACAUAAACGAGCACAUACCGGGGAGAAACCCUACAAAUGCAAUCAAUGUGAUAAAGCCUUUGCGCAAAAUGGUCAUCUCAUAAUACAUAAAAGAACACAUACCGGAGAGAAACCCUAUGAAUGUAAUCAGUGUGGGAAAGCCUUUACAGAUCAAAGUCAACUUCGAAUACAUAGAAGAAUACAUACCGGAGAGAAGCCCUACAAAUGCAACCAGUGUGAUAAAGCCUUUGCACAGCAUAGUAAUCUCCGAAUACAUAAAAGGACACAUACUGGAGAGAAACCCUAUGAAUGUAAUCAAUGUGAUAAAGCGUUUUUACAAAACAUUAAUCUUAAGAUACAUAAAAGAGCACAUACUGGCGAGAAAGCUUAUGAAUGUAGUCAGUGUGGAAAAGCCUUUGCACGUUACUAUCAUCUUCAAUGUCAUGAACGAAUUCAUACUGAAGAAAAACCUUACAAAUGUAAUCAAUGUGAUAAAGUCUUUUCUCAAUCACAUAGUCUCCAAAUACACAAAAGGACACAUACUGGAGAGAAACCUUAUGUAUGUAAUCAAUGUGGUAAAGCCUUUGCAGAUAAUAGUCACCUUCGAAGACAUAAAAGAACGCAUACUGGAGAGAAACCCUAUGAAUGUAAUCAGUGUGGUUCAGCUUUUUCACAAAACAGCUAUCUCAGAAUACACAAAAGAACGCACACUGGAGAGAAACACUUUGAAUAAGCAAAGCAAUAUGGUAAAGCCUUUGCAUAUAGUAGUAGCCUUAGAAAUCAUGAGAAAAAUCAGCCUACAGAGAAACCCCACAAAUUUAGUGAGUGUGGUAAAGUUUUGUUCUUCAUUGUGUCUAUACAAGAGGAAAAUCUGCAGUGUGUGGUCAAUCUGCUAAAGACUGCAUAUCCCAGUAGUCGUUGAGGUUCUGAAAGAACUACGGAAGGAAGUCUAUGACUAGAAGGGGUUUGGUGUGAUCUUUAGCCAACACACAUUCAGUUACACAGCAUUGUUUAUUCUAGAGACAAAAGUGUAACAGUGUGUCAACAAUCUCUUCAAGCAUUGUGAUGUCACUAUUUUGGUUGCACUUUUUUUCCCCCACUCAUUUUUGCAUGUUGAACCAUUUCUGCAUCUCUGGGAUGAAGCCAACUUGAACAUCAUAUGUGAUACUUUUGGCCUUUUCUUUUAAUUUGCAAGUAUCUUACUAUUUUUACAUCUGUGCUCAUGUGGGAAAUUGAUCUAUAAUACUCUUUUUUUUUUUCCCCUUUGAGUCUUUGUGUGCUUUGGGUAUCAGAGUAACUGUGGCUUCAUAUAAUGAAUUGGGUAAUGUUCCCUUUUUCUAUUUUUAUAAUUUUGUAAAGAAUAUUUUCCUCCUGAAGCGGCAAAUCUAGAUGCCAAGAUUUUGGUGAAGUUAUUGUUACCUCCGCUCCUGUGUGUACCAAACCUUCAGUUGCAGUGCCAUCUAUUUGUAUUUCCAGCUUUUGUUUUUCAUCAUUUCUAGCAGUUGGCGAAAAUACCUGUUUUCUGAUCUCUCCUGAAUUUGUUCACUUAUCUACAGAAGUGACUCUGACCUUGAUCACAUGCAGGCUAGUGUUGUUUUUUAACAACAGGCAUUAACUUGUUUAGUUGUUAUGGGUGAGUUUCUUUGAGACUAACAGGGUAGGAUUGAACUGAAUUUGAUUCUGGGCCGCAGAGGGUGUUUCUGAAGGCAAAGCUUUACCUUGCCUAUCACUUUUGGAUCUGCAUUCAUUAGUUCAGUGCUGACCUUUGCCACACCUUUUGCAUACUCUAGAAGGCUGGGGCCUUCCUUUUGGAAAAAAAAAAAUUCUUUCUUGGAAUGCCUGGCCUACAAUCCCUUGUCAGGCGUCCAGGCUUACCACAAUGAGAGAACAGCUGGCAUUUCGAUGUUUCCUGAACUUUGGGAAAUGACUUUUCCUAUCAGAGUGGCAUCAUAAACUUGAGAUCCAGUAUCACCCAUAUUUCUAAUCCGUUCCUCUGUUGGUGCUGAGCUUGCCUGUGAAGGUCUAAUCAAUGUUUUGCAUUCUGAAUUAGCAUGUUCCAAAGCCAAAUUUUACAAUUAGCAUUUUUCUGACUCCUAAAUCUGAUACUAUUCCAUUUACAGCUGAAGUAAAUUUUUGCAAAACAUCAGAGAAGGCUUCUUUUGGGCUGUGUAUAAUUUUAGUAAACGACUCACUCAAACCCCUUUCCUGAACCUUGAACCGCAUCGCAAGCAUUUAAAGCUGCCAAAUAACAUAGUGCCAUGAUGUGAUUAUCAAAAUCAGGCUGCCUGUGUAACUCAGCCCAGUGACCUUCACCUCACAACUGGUCUUGGGAAAUAUCCAUCCCCCUAGCCUGAUUGCAUUGUGCUGAUUUUAAAUUUUUAUUUAUUUAUUUAAUUUUUUUACAUUUUAAAAAUUUUAUUUAUGAGUGCACAC
This is a messenger RNA of Mus caroli (Ryukyu mouse), 3023 nucleotides long. The record is from RefSeq and is a predicted model, not a curated record. NCBI's taxonomy places the organism in Eukaryota, Metazoa, Chordata, Mammalia, Rodentia, Muridae.